Messenger RNA from Knipowitschia caucasica, 3567 nucleotides. The record is from the annotation of a GenBank genome assembly. Lineage: Eukaryota; Metazoa; Chordata; Actinopteri; Gobiiformes; Gobiidae.
AUGAGAGCCGUGCUGGCCUGGAAGGAGUCUGUGCGGGACCAGUGUGUGUAUGAUCUUGCUUUCAAGCCAGAUGGCACCCAGCUCAUUGUUGCUGCAGGAAAGCGAGUUCUUGUUUUUGAUGCUGUGGAUGGAACAAUUAAUCAACCGCUAAAAGGACACAAAGAUACUGUCUACUGUGUUGCUUACGCCAAAGAUGGCAAGAGGUUUGCCUCGGGAUCUGCAGAUAAAAGCAUUAUUAUCUGGACAUCAAAACUUGAGGGCAUUUUGAAAUAUACGCAUAAUGACUCAAUCCAGUGCCUUGCUUAUAACCCUGUCACUCACCAACUGGCGUCCUGUUCCACUGGUGACUUUGGCCUGUGGUCACCAGAGCAAAAAUCUGUGAAUAAACAUAAAGUAAACAGCAAAAUUACAUGCUGUGGGUGGACAAAUGAUGGACAGUAUCUAGCUCUUGGUAUGAUGAAUGGAGUCAUAAGCAUUCGCAAUAAGAAUGGAGAAGAGAAGGUCAAGAUUGAGCGUCCAGGAGGCUCUUCAUCUCCCAUCUGGUCUAUAGCCUGGAAUCCCUCCAAAGAUGAGCACAAUGACAUCUUGGCUGUUGCAGACUGGGGCCAGAAGCUGUCCUUCUAUCAGCUCAGUGGAAAACAGAUUGGAAAGGACAGGACCCUGAACUAUGACCCAUGUUGCCUGAGUUACUUCUCCAAAGGAGAGUACAUAGUGAUGGGAGGCUCUGACAAACAGGUGUCUCUUUACACCAAAGAUGGUGUUCGCCUGGGGCCCAUCGGAGAGCAGAGCUCGUGGGUGUGGACGUGUGGGGUCAAACCUGACCAGGGCAUGAACUAUGUGGUGUUGGGCUGCCAAGAUGGAACGAUCUCCUGCUAUCACCUUAUAUUCAGCACCGUGCAUGGCCUUUAUAAAGAUCGCUAUGCUUACAGAGACAACAUGACCGAUGUCAUUGUGCAGCAUCUUAUCACUGACCAAAAAGUGAGAAUCAGAUGUCGCGAAUUGGUUAAAAAAAUUGCCAUCUACAGAAACCGCCUCGCCAUCCAGCUCCCAGAGAAGAUCUUCAUCUACGAGCUUUACUCGGACGACUCCACAGACAUGCAUUACCGCAUCAAGGAGAAAAUCGGGAGGAAGUUUGAAUGCAACUUGUUGGUGGUCUGCUCUCAACACAUCAUCUUGUGCCAGGAGAAGCGGCUGCAGUGCUUGUCGUUCACCAGCGUCAGAGAAAAAGAAUGGGUGAUGGAAUCUCUGAUCCGCUACAUCAAAGUGAUUGGUGGUCCACAAGCCAGAGAGGGCCUGCUCGUCGGGCUUAAGAAUGGAGCUAUUUUGAAGAUAUUUGUUGACAACCCAUUCCCCAUCACAUUACUGAAGUUGUCUACUUCAGUGCGGUGCCUGGACAUGAGCACCUCACGCAAUAAACUGGCUGUAGUGGAUGAACACAACACUCUUCUGGUUUAUGACAUCAAUAGCAAAGAACUACUUUUUCAGGAGCCUAAUGCUAACAGCGUGGCAUGGAACACCCAGUGUGAGGACAUGUUGUGCUUCUCUGGCAAUGGGUAUCUCAACAUCAAGGCCAGCAACUUCCCAGUCCACCAGCAGAAGAUGCAGGGCUUUGUGGUUGGCUACAAUGGCUCUAAGAUCUUUUGCCUCCAUGUUUUCUCCAUGUCUGCAGUGGAAGUGCCUCAGUCAGCCCCCAUGUACCAGUAUCUUGAGAAGAAGAUGUUUAAGGAGGCCUAUCAGAUCGCCUGUCUGGGUGUGACAGACAGUGACUGGAGAGAUUUGGCCACCGAAGCCCUGGAGGGGCUUGACUUUGAUACCGCUAAAAAGGCCUUCAUUCGAAUAAGAGACCUGCGAUACCUGGAGCUCAUUAACAGUAUUGAGGAGCGGAAGAAGCGCGGCGAGAGCGACAAUGAGCUGUUUCUGGCAGACGUCUGUGCCAACCAGGGGAAAUUCCACGAGGCGGCCAACCUCUACAAACGCAGCAACCAGGAACCUAAGGCCCUGCGCAUGUACACAGACCUGCGCAUGUUUGAUUUCGCUAAGGAUUAUGUUGGCGGGACAGACCCAAAGAGCUCGCGGGACCUGAUGGCCAAACAGGCAGACUGGGCCAAGAGCAGUAAGGAGCCUCGGGCUGCAGCGGAGAUGUACCUGACUGCUGGAGAACACCUCAAAGCCAUCGAGAUCAUUGGAGAGAACGGCUGGGCCGAUAUGCUAAUAGACUUAGCUCGGAAGUUGGACAAAGCGGAACGCGAGCCCUUGGCGAAGUGUGCACACUAUUUCAAAAUGCUCCAGCACCACGGCUUCGCCUCGGAGACCUACUCAAAGAUGGGAGACUUGCAGGCUCUGGUGCAGCUGCAUGUGGAGACCCGGCACUGGGAUGAGGCUUUCUCAAUGGUGGAGAAACACCCACAGUUUAAGAAUAAUGUUUAUGUACCAUAUGCUCAAUGGUUGGCAGAAAACGAUCGCUUUGAGGAGGCCCAGAAUGCAUUUCACAAGGCGGGGCUACAAAACGAGGCGGUGAAAGUCCUGGAGCAGCUUACCCACAAUGCAGUGGUGGAGAACAGGUUCAGUGAUGCUGGCUAUUAUUACUGGAUGCUCUCCAUGCAGUGCCUGGACAUCGCUCGAGAAAGUGAAGACCAGUGCAGUGAGAUGCUGAGGAUGUUUGAUCGAUUCCAACACCUGGCAGAACUCUAUCACGUCUAUAGAUCUAUUCAACGCUACACCGAUGAACCCUUCAGUUCUCACAUGCCAGAAACUCUAUUCAACAUUUGCCGGUUUCUCUUGAACAAUCUCACCAAAGAAAUACCUCCAGGCAUUUCCAAAGUAAACACCUUCUAUGCGUUGGCGAAGCAGAGCAGAAAACUGGGCGCCUACAAACUGGCCCGGUACUCGUACGAGAAGCUCCAGGAGUUGCACGUCCCGUCUCGGUUUCAGCACUCGGUGGAAGUGGGCAGCCUGACCAUCCGGGCCAAACCCUUCCACGACAGCGAGGACCUGACUGAGGGCAUGAUGUGUUACCGCUGCUCCACCAACAACCCCCUGCUCAACAACCAGGGCAGUGUGUGUAUCAACUGUAGACAACCUUUCAUCUAUUCUGCCUCCUCGUAUGAGGUGUUGCCGCUCGUGCAGUUUUACCUGGAGGGGGGCAUUUCAGACGAGGAGGCGGUCUCUCUCAUUGACCUGGAAGUCCCUCGCUCAGAUCAGAGGGACACCCAGUGGACCGGUGCGGACAGUAGCGGAGAGCCUCAGUCUUUAAAAAUAGAUGAUGGCUUCAGCGAGGCCGAGGAUGACCCUUUCACGGCCAAAAUGACCUUUGAGCAAGGGGGCUCAGAGUUCGUCCCGGUGAAGGUGAGCCGCUCGGUGCUGCGCUCCAUGAGCAGACGGGACGUCCUGAUCAAGCGCUGGAACAAACCUCUGAAAUGGGAAUAUUUCCGCUCCCUGUUGCCCGAUGUGAGCAUCACCAUGUGCCCCACCUGCUUCAAGAUGUUCCACAGUGAAGACUACGAGCUGCUGGUGCUGCAGCACAACUGUUGCCCGUACUGCCGCAGACCCAUCGAUGAGCCAAACUGA